AUGAAUGGUUACGCAAAAUUACAAGGCGUACCGAAGGACUAUAUCAGUGAUAUAAGGAUAAUCUCAUCGGACAACAGAGUGGUAGUUAGUUGCUGGGAUGGGAGUCUAUCACUCUUCGAUAUUACACAGCAACAGCUUCUGAUGAAAUUACAGCAUUCGUGGCCUUUGACUAGUUGUCACGUCAGUAAAGAUGGAAGAAUAUGGGCAGGAAGUGUCCAAGGUGAAGUUUUGGAAGCGGAUUGGGAAUCUGAAAGAUUGAUUCCUAACGAUACUAUGUCUUUCUCUCUUGGUGUAUCCGGUAUCACCUCUAUAGACCAUUUUAUUAUAGCAUCUUCAUGGGAUGGGUCACUUAUCGUGUUGGAUUACCUGCGAAACCAGAUAGUGAAGCAGUGGAAAUUUGAAGAGAAGAUAUUCCAGCUCUGUGCAUCGGAAGUAAGAGUAAUGUGCUCGUUAUCUUCUGGUAAAGUUAAGCUAAUACAAUUCCCAUCUUGGGACAUUACAGAAACUGAAUCAGGUUUGAAGUAUCAAUGCCGGAGCUGUACUUUAAUUCCCAACAAUCGUGGAUUUGUACAGGGUUCUGUCGAUGGUCGGGUUUCGGUAGAGUUCUUCGAUGAUCAAUCGCCAAAGUUUGCAUUUCGUUGCCAUAGAAUGAAUUUAGAGGACGUUCAGAUGGUGUUCCCCGUAACAGCUCUCGCAUUCCAACCCAACUCUCUAAAUCUGUUCACCGGCGGAGCAGAUGGGAAGAUAGUUAGUUGGAAUUUAGUUACCAGGAAGAAACAAGAGGAGUUCCAUAAAUUAGAUGAUACAAUAAUGAAGUUAUGUUGCACCGAAGAUUAUUUGGUGAUUGCAGUGAGUGAUGAUUCAUUCAAGACAUGUGCUGUCCCGCAAGAUAUUGAAUUGCACCCCAGUGCAAUAUACAUUAAGCAUCUAUAA
Molecule: messenger RNA, 933 nt
Organism: Kluyveromyces lactis
Lineage: Eukaryota; Fungi; Ascomycota; Saccharomycetes; Saccharomycetales; Saccharomycetaceae
Gene: BUB3
Product: Bub3p
Exons: 1
Coding region: 1-933 (310 amino acids)
Biological process (GO): mitotic spindle assembly checkpoint signaling
Cellular component (GO): bub1-bub3 complex; mitotic checkpoint complex; kinetochore
Molecular function (GO): ubiquitin binding
Source: RefSeq, a predicted model, not a curated record